GGACUUUAUUUGCGCAGAAAAACAGGAAUCCCUUGGCAUUUCGAGUUGCACUUUGUCUCUAUCAGACAUUCGUCACACAAUGAACAUGAUUGGCUGUGAAGGCCUGAAGAGGUGAGAGCCUGAGAGGUGGCCGCUUCAAUGGCGUGGACCGAGCUACGGUCACGUCCAGACCCAAAGCCAGAACCAAAACUAACACCUUACAACCUCAGGACUCAUGCAACUUCAUCUUUAUCAGCCAUCCUUCAAGUCCAGCCUCCAGCUUUAGUGCCCCUCCUUCUCCUGCUUGUUGCCUUCACUGACCUCUGUACUGCUGGUCCAUCCCAGCCUGCACGACCCCCUCUCCUGUCCGGACAGCCUUUUAUCAUCUUCUGGGGCAUCCCUGACUCUUCCUGCUCCGGUCGGCCAGAUCUCAGAUCUUUCGGGAUGGAACCAGAGGGCCGCGUGGCCGUCUUUUACGAGGACACACUGGGGAACUAUCCUUAUUUUGUGGACAAAGACACACCGGUCAACAGGGGGUUACCACAGCACACACGGCUGGACAACCACUUCCAAAAGACACAGCAGGACUUGGAGGCAGCUUUACCUGCCCCAAGGUACCUUGGGCUAGGGGUGCUGCGUUGGGCAGAGUGGGUCCCCCAGUGGUCAAGGAACCAAGAGAGGCAGGCAAUGUAUCCAGAGGCAUCAAGGAACCUGCUGAAGACUUUCUUUCCAAGCUGGACUCCAGAGGUGGUGGAGAAGUGGUCACAGGUGGACUUUGAGGCAGCAGCCCAGUCAGUAAUGAUGGAGACUCUACGGGAGGUCAAAAGGUUAAGGCCCAAAGCAUUAUGGGGCGUCUCCCCUUACCCCAGCUGCUACAACGGCAAUCCUGCCCAAACCGUGUUAGCCAAUUACACCGGCGAGUGCCCUGCUGCAGAGAUGGCCCUUAACGACGAGCUCUUGUGGCUAUGGAAACGAAGCUCUGCCAUCUACCCUCUCCUCACCCUGGAGAAGCUGCAGGGUGGGACAUCUGGAGCCAGGCUUUAUUUGUCCAGUCAAAUCAAAGAAGCACUACGAGUAUCAUCUCUGACUGGGACAGGGUUUGAUCUUCCUGUAUUCCCACUGGUCAAGAGCGUCUACGCCUCGACGAAUAAUUUCCUGUCACAGGCAGAUCUGGUGAGCACCAUAGGGGAGAGCGCUGCCAUGGGAACAGCCGGAGUUGUCAUCUGGGAAAGAAGUGAGACUAAGACAGAGAGAGAGUGUCAGGACCUGGCAGAGUUUGUCCGUAAGGUCCUGGGACCCUACUCCGUCAACGUCACCACGGCAGCUCGACUCUGUUCAGCCUCUCUGUGCCAGGGAAAGGGCCGAUGCGUCCGUCAAAAUCCAGAAAGCUCCUCCGCCUACCUCCACCUCCCACCCCAAUCUGAAGUGACGGAGAAGGUGACAGGAAACGCAGAUGCAGCCACAGAUCAACCAGACACAAGCACUACACAACCUGUACCAGACCCAGCUGAGAUCUGGAAGAAAGACUUCCAGUGCCAGUGGUACACGACUACAGACGGGGACAUCUCAGACCAGCAGUCCCUCAAAGAUGGAGCAUCUGUUGGGGGUACAGUAGAAGAAAAUGCUGAAGAUGUGAUGGGGACUACGGCAGCCUCUACUGCACCUUCUAUAACAAAAGGUGCCUCUGGGACUGAGUUAAGAGAAAGCAGUUCCUUUGGUCCAAAGCCUUCACUUGAAGUAUCUAUAGAAGGCGGUUCAAAUCCCCUCAGUGCCCCAAACCUGACUGUUCUGCUGUUGCUGGUGGCUGGAAGUCUAUGCCUGGAACCUUAAACUGUGAACUAACCAGCAUUCACAUGGAAGAUCUGAGCUACAACUGCAAUAUGAGCCCUUCAGAAGUGCCCUUGAGCAAGACACUGAAUCCCUGCUAGCUGCAGGCGUGCUGCUGAAUAGAAUAUACAACAAACUACGACCAGAACUAGAAGUUCAAACACUGAAUGUGCCAAGAGACAGUAGUAAGUAUUUUUUAGUAUCCUGGCUCUAUUUUGAGAGAACUGAGCUAUGAUAUACUAGAUUUAAC
Messenger RNA from Larimichthys crocea (large yellow croaker), 2056 nucleotides. RefSeq names its product Glyco_hydro_56 domain-containing protein. The record is from RefSeq and is a predicted model, not a curated record. The transcript has 7 exons. Gene Ontology annotation, molecular function: hyalurononglucosaminidase activity. The coding region runs from base 139 to 1809 and encodes 556 amino acids. Gene Ontology annotation, cellular component: cytoplasmic vesicle. Gene Ontology annotation, biological process: hyaluronan catabolic process; carbohydrate metabolic process. NCBI's taxonomy places the organism in Eukaryota, Metazoa, Chordata, Actinopteri, Sciaenidae.